Molecule: messenger RNA, 1443 nt
Organism: Limulus polyphemus (Atlantic horseshoe crab)
Lineage: Eukaryota; Metazoa; Arthropoda; Merostomata; Xiphosura; Limulidae
Product: extended synaptotagmin-2-like
Exons: 13
Biological process (GO): lipid transport
Source: RefSeq, a predicted model, not a curated record
GCAAUUGAUUUCAACCUGACAAAUUUGGCUGAUGUGUUUGACAUUCCUGGACUUAGUGAUAUUCUUCGUCAAGCUGUUCUAGAUCAACUCUCGGCACUUAUGGUUCUACCCAAUAAAAUCUAUGUUUCUCUGGUAGAAAAUGUUCCUUUGCGUUUACUGAAGUUUGUACCACCAACUGGUGUGCUAAGGAUCAAGGUGAUUGCUGGAAAGGAGCUUAAGAAGGCUGAUGUUGGAAUGUUUGGUUUGGGUUCUUCUGACCCUUAUGCUGUUGUAAAAGUUGGUUCUCAAGAGUUCAGGACCUCUGUGGUGGAGAAUAGCAUUAACCCUCAAUGGAAUUAUUAUUGUGAGGCUGUAGUUGACCAAGUAGAAGGCCAGUCGGUGCUCGUAGAUAUUAUGGACAAGGACCCGAGUUCUAAAGAUGAUUUUCUUGGAAGAAUGAGCCUCAACAUUUCUACUUUACUUGCUGAAGGAAAGAGCUGUGCUUGGCAUCACCUCCAAGAUACUAAGACAGGGAAAAUAAAUUUGGACAUAACAUGGGUGGCUUUGAGUGAUGAUCCAGAACAUUUGCCUGCUGAAAUGAUGUACAUAAAGAGUUUGUCCUCUAAAACUCCUCUUUCAUCUUCAUUGUUGCUUGUAUUUGUUGACUCUGCUAAACAUCUUCCUAAUGCUUCACAAGCUGCAUCGGAACCCAGUCCUUUGGUAGAACUGACUGUUGGAGCAAAUAAGGUUUGCACAUCUGUGAAGCCAAAUACCAAUGAUCCUGUAUGGGAGGAGAAUUUCCAUUUUCUUAUGGCUAAUCCUGAAAAUGAAGAGGUGGUCAUUGAGGUGAAAGAUGGAAAAUCUGAAAAAUCUUUAGGUCAUUGUGUUAUUCCAACAAAUUUCUUGUUGAAAGAAAAGGGGCUACAGCUUGACCAGCCAUUUUUUCUGAAGGAUUCUGGUUCAGAGUCCCAAAUUAUAUUAAUGUUGCAACUCAAGAUCUUCAAAUCCCAAACGACUGCUGCAGAAAAACCAAAAGCAGAGGUUAGUGAAGAAAAAGAUGAUUCUGUACAAGAAGAGGAAAAGGAAAAAGAAGUCUCAAAAACCAAUGAUGUUGUUGCUCCUUCAUUGGAAGAUGUUGUUCUAUCAACAGUUAGUCCUGUUCUGGAUUCGGCUAAGGUCAGCAAAGAAGUUCUAGAUGAGAGUCUGAGGCACCGUGGUUCUAGUUCCAAAAUGAGCACAGAAGAAGAAAAAGAUUUGCCAAAAAUUCAGCUGACUCUUCGUUACAGCAUGCAGCGCAACAAACUUAUAGUUGUUGUACACAAAGUUGUUAACUUGCCUUAUAAAGAUGAAGAGGAACUGCCUGAUCCAUACGUUAAAGUGUAUUUGAUUGCAGAUUCUAAGGAAACUAAACAAAAGACUCAUGUUUGUCAGAACACAGCCAAUCCAGUCUUCGAUGAAACGUAA